AUGGGGGCAAGAAUUUUAAUUCUGGGGAUAAUAAAAAGAAAUCUUCUAUUGAUGAAUCCAAGAAACCCCAAGGUAUACAAUGUCACGAGUGCCACGGUUUCGGGCAUGUUCAACGAUGAUAGUAAGUAUGUCUUGACUGACGAAGACUGUGAGAAUAGUGAUGAUGAUAUAGAUUCUAUUCAUGAGGCCUAUAAUCAAUUGUUUAAAGAGGGUGUCAAAUUGAAAACGAAAAAGAAGGAACUCAUGAGUGUCAUCGAGAAAAUUAGUAGUGAGAGGAACAAACUUAGUGAUGACAUUGAAUCUAAGAACACCGACCUUAAAGAAUUAAAAACCGAUACCACUAAUUUGAAAGAGAAGUUUGCCAAAAUUGAGAGAGAGCAUGUGGAUGCCUUGAAGGCUCUUAAAGCGUCUAAGGAUAGGAUUUUUGAAUUGGAGCAUGACCUUAGGGAGGCCACUAAGGCCAUAAAGCCUAAUGAGUUCACAAAAAGGGAAAUCAAAUUUGUGAAAUCUGAAAUUGCAAAGAAUGAGGUGGUGAGCGAUAAACCUGAAUCUUCUAUUAAAUCUCCCACCAUCAUUAAGAAUGCUUACAACAGUAAUCAUGCUCCUGAAAAGAAAAAUCUUUUUAUUUGUCACUACUGUGGUGGUCAAGGUCACAUUCGACCAUUUUGUUAUACACUUAGAAGGGACAAUCAGAGAACAAAGGGGAAACUGUUUGUAGCUCCUGUUAAUAAAAGUGUUCAGUAUGGUCAACCCAAUGUGGGAAGACCUCAAGUUGUGCGUCAGUCUUCCACAAACAUUAAGAGUGAGAAUUUUCAAAAGACUUUGAAUCAAUUGGCGAAUCAAACUUCUCACCUCGUCGAGGAAAUCAAAAAGUUGUCAAACUUGGCUAAUAAUAAUGGAGAGAUUGAUAGGAUUGUUGAAAGACGUACUACACACGGUCACACCUCGCAUGUGAACACCAAACUGAAGCAAACAUGGACGAGAGUUGAUGUCGUUUGUCAUGUAGCACACACUGCUUUUCGGGCACAUGAUGCCUGUGCCUGGUACUUAGAUAGUGGAUGUUCAAGGCACAUGACUGGAAAUAGGUCUUUCUUUGCUAAGCUAGAGAAGUAUAAUGGUGGUUUUGUCACUUUUGGCGAUGGUAAUACGGGUAAAAUCAUAGGACAAGGCACCAUAAACGCACCCGGAAUCCCUCCAUUAGAUAACGUAUUAUAUGUUGAGGGUUUGAAAGCUAACCUGUUAAGCAUAGGGCAAUUUUGUGAUAAUAUGCAUGAAGUCAAUUUCUCUAAAAAUAAUUGCUCUAUUGUUGAUGCUUUGGGUUUGUGUGUGGUUAAAAGUGUUCGUUCCUCAGAUAAUUGCUAUUGUGUUGAAAUUGCCGGUUCUAAUGUGUGUCAUCAAGUAUUGUUUGACGAUGUACAAAUUUGGCACUAA
Molecule: messenger RNA, 1431 nt
Organism: Rhododendron vialii
Lineage: Eukaryota; Viridiplantae; Streptophyta; Magnoliopsida; Ericales; Ericaceae
Exons: 3
Coding region: 1-1431 (476 amino acids)
Source: RefSeq, a predicted model, not a curated record